This is a messenger RNA of Emericellopsis atlantica, 462 nucleotides long. Its product is annotated as putative MFS transporter. The record is from RefSeq and is a predicted model, not a curated record. NCBI's taxonomy places the organism in Eukaryota, Fungi, Ascomycota, Sordariomycetes, Hypocreales, Bionectriaceae. The transcript is spliced from 2 exons. Bases 1 to 462 code for a protein of 153 amino acids.
AUGUCGCGCAUCUUAUCUCUGUGCCUGCUCCUUGCGGCACUCGUCGCGCUGGUCACGGCGGGGGCACCGACAUUCUGCAAGUGCACAUGCUUCAAGAACAGCACCAUCAUCCCCUUGGGACCCGAGCACGCCUCCGAAGGCUCAGACGCCUUGCCCCGCCGAUCCAUCGACCUCGGGGAUUUCCAGAUCGAACCGCGCACCGCAUCGACGUCCUGCUCCGAGUGCACCAAGAGCUUCUGCCUCGGGCAGGGCAUCGACAUCUGCGAGGAUGCCACCGAGGACGACGUCAUGACCAUGUGCUUCCAGCGCGAUAGCAACAAGGACAAGAUCAUUGUCUGGGGCUUCAUCAUCGGUGUCGUUGGGCUGCUCGGCUGGGCGCUCUUCCGGAAAGCCAGGACGUGGCGAGAAGAGCGGUCGUUUGCGAGGCAAGACGUCAACUACGCACCCGUGUCGGGCAGGUGA